Molecule: messenger RNA, 450 nt
Organism: Malassezia sympodialis ATCC 42132
Lineage: Eukaryota; Fungi; Basidiomycota; Malasseziomycetes; Malasseziales; Malasseziaceae
Gene: ANB1
Exons: 2
Coding region: 1-450 (149 amino acids)
Biological process (GO): positive regulation of translational elongation; positive regulation of translational termination
Molecular function (GO): RNA binding; ribosome binding; translation elongation factor activity
Source: RefSeq, a predicted model, not a curated record
AUGACCGCCCACGCCGGCGCCUCGCUCACCUACCCCCAGCAGUGCUCGGCCCUGCGCAAGAACGGCCACGUCGUGAUCAAGGGCCGCCCCUGCAAGAUCAUCGACAUGUCGACCUCGAAGACCGGCAAGCACGGUCACGCCAAGGUCCACCUGGUGGCCACGGACAUCUUCACCAACCGGAAGUACGAGGACAUUUCGCCCUCGACGCACAACAUGGACGUGCCUAACGUCACCCGCCGCGAGUAUCAGCUCAUCAACAUUGACGACGGCUACCUGAACCUCAUGUCGAACGACGGCACGUCGAAGGACGACGUGAAGCUGCCUGAGGGCGAGCUUGGUGAGCAGAUCACCGCCCAGUUCGAGGAGGGUAAGGACCUCAUGAUCAACGUCGUCGCCGCCAUGAACGAGGAGCACGCCCUCUCGUUCAAGGAGGCGCCCCAGGGCAAGUAA